GAAGGGAAGGUACAGACCCCACGCGAGAAGGAGAUGGGCAGGCAGGCCGCAGCAGGGAGAGUGAUCCAGACACAGGCCAGCAGGGCGACACAGAGGGGCCGUUGGAGGUGGCAGCGGAGGGCAAGGGCCGCCCCCUCCCGGACUCAGACCCUCCAGCGGGCAGCGCCGGUCCCAGCAUUGCUGUUGCCUGCACGCCCAGAAUUCCCCUGGAGGAGGAGGAAGGUGCGCGGGAGGGGCGUGUAGGCGGCUCACCUACCCCGCGCGGGGUCAGGGACUGGGCUUGCCCCCCGGGUCCCAGCACAGUUUCAGGAGCCUCCUUGUUUGCUAAGUCGGGUUAAGGAAAUCAGAUGUUCCCAAGCAGUUGGUUUUAUAAAGUUUACACAUCCAGCGCCCUUAUUUCAUAAUCAAGAAGCGCGAACUCCAACAGAAAUUACUUAAAAGCAGAAAACCCCAACUUUGUGCACUGGGGAAAACGCUGCAGGGCUUCCUGUGGUGUCUUCAUUUCCCGAGCCGUGAGCUCAGUCCGGGUCUGGGUGCCAGCGGCUGUUCUUUUUCUCCCCGCCCAGCCCCGCCGCCCACGUGUCUGGGCUCCAUUUGCAUUAGAGGGGCUAGGGGCUUUAGCUUUGGUCAGGAAGGUGUGGACCUUGGACCAAACCGGCCAUUUUGGGUCUUAGUGCAGCCUCCUUUGAGGCAAUAUCCAGGAAUGUCCUCUUACUCAUGAAUGACAAAGCAUUUAACUCCCUGUUGGUGUCUGGGACUAAAGGAACCUGAGAAAUAGAUGGUUACAAAACAAUGGCUUAAUACACUUUAUUAUUACACAACAUCUGUGCUAUGACUUGCUAUAGGCAUGUUUCCCUUCUUAAUCAUACCUGCUUCAGCAAACCUUCCUGAAGCUUCCAGUCAAAGGUGGUGGGGAGACAUGGCUGGAGCAAGGGAAUGGGCUUGGAUGGAACGUUCAGCUGGGAAGAAAUUUACGUGACAGCAGCCGAGGUGAUUCUCCUAGGUCACUGGCUGCUGACAACCUGGGGCUGCAUUGUAUUCUCAGGCUCCUAUGCCUGGGCCAACUUCACCAUCCUGGCCUUGGGCGUGUGGGCUGUGGCUCAGCGGGACUCCAUUGACGCCAUAAGCAUGUUUCUGGGUGGCUUGCUGGCCACCAUCUUCCUGGACAUCGUGCACAUCAGCAUCUUCUACCCGCGGGUCAGCCUCACGGACACGGGCCGCUUUGGCGUGGGCAUGGCCAUCCUCAGCUUGCUGCUCAAGCCGCUCUCCUGCUGCUUCGUCUACCACAUGUACCGGGAGCGCGGAGGUGAGCUCCUGGUCCACACUGGUUUCCUUGGGUCUUCUCAGGACCGUAGUGCCUACCAGACGAUUGACUCAGCAGAGGCGCCCGCAGAUCCCUUUGCAGUCCCAGAGGGCAGGAGUCAAGAUGCCCGAGGGUACUGAAGCCAGCCACGCUGCGCCCGGCCCUGCUCCGGGCCUUCCUCGUGCCUGGGAGGUCGUUCUAGGGAUGCUCCUGACCUCCGUCUCUUGGACCUAAGAUGGAAUGUGUCCCCAGCUCAGGGAUUGCCUGAACCAAGAGGCCAGGAGCCCCCAUGGGCCGCCCAGUACCAUGCACACUCCUGUCCCAAACUCCCUGAGGCCUCCCCUCUCUUCAGGGUAAAGAGAACCAGGGUCUCUCUUUACCUCCUACCCAAUGGUGGCACCACAGAGGCCCUCAGCCGAGUCCUGCCUGAGUGUUGCAAGCUCAGGCCUUUAAGGACUGCUGAUGCCCCCUCAGGCCUCCCCCAAGUUUGCUGGGCUUUGGUGGAAGCCCUGAGAGCUUCAGGUCCUGCUCAGCCCGAGGAGCAGUCUGGCAUGGGAGUGAGGCCCCGUCCUUCUCACUGCCUGGUCACAUGGUGCCUAGGGAUGCAGGGCUGGAGGCCAGAGGUGUCAGCAAUACUGUGACCCACCACAACCUCCAGCCUCCCUUUUCAGAGCCACAGCAUUAAAGUUUGGGGAAUUCUGUA
Messenger RNA from Gorilla gorilla gorilla (western lowland gorilla), 2006 nucleotides. RefSeq names its product angiotensin II receptor associated protein (gene AGTRAP). The record is from RefSeq and is a predicted model, not a curated record. Gene Ontology annotation, biological process: angiotensin-activated signaling pathway; regulation of blood pressure. Gene Ontology annotation, cellular component: plasma membrane. The coding region runs from base 937 to 1443 and encodes 168 amino acids. NCBI's taxonomy places the organism in Eukaryota, Metazoa, Chordata, Mammalia, Primates, Hominidae. The transcript is spliced from 5 exons.